Messenger RNA from Propithecus coquereli (Coquerel's sifaka), 1416 nucleotides. RefSeq names its product RAB27B, member RAS oncogene family (gene RAB27B). Lineage: Eukaryota; Metazoa; Chordata; Mammalia; Primates; Indriidae. Gene Ontology annotation, cellular component: melanosome; secretory granule. The coding region runs from base 482 to 1138 and encodes 218 amino acids. The transcript has 6 exons. Gene Ontology annotation, biological process: positive regulation of exocytosis; melanosome transport. Gene Ontology annotation, molecular function: GTPase activity; GTP binding. The record is from RefSeq and is a predicted model, not a curated record.
GCCCUGAGCUCUUCGAGUAAGCGAUAUCAAAGAAAACACAGAAAAAUAAAUGAAUGAAAAUGAGCUCCCCGCGGGGUUUGAAGCCCCACAGCGUGGAGAACUGAACCAGGAGCCCCGUGUGUUUCUGAGUGCAGCGGCUGAGUCACCAGCAAGAUUUGCCUGAGGUGAGCUCCGCACAUCCGCGUUCAGACUCGCGGACACGCCUUCUUCUCACACAGACCUUCCAGAUCCGAGUCACUGCGGACUCCAGGGGGUGGUGCUACCAGCCCCGCCACUUGCAGCCCUGACGGCCGGGGACUGGGGACCGAUCCGGAGCCACAGGUUGGAAAAAUAAGGAGCCGUCCCCAUGCCUGUCGCCCUGUGAGGCAGAUCCCGGGUGGCUGUUCCUGGGCUUGGGCAGGGGAAGGAAAGCUCCGUGAAAUCCGACACCCGGCCCUCUCGGCUAGGAAACUUCGCAGGCUGGCCCACCAAGACCAUCACUAUGACCGAUGGGGACUAUGAUUAUCUGAUCAAACUCCUGGCCCUCGGAGAUUCAGGAGUGGGGAAGACGACAUUCCUUUAUAGAUACACGGACAAUAAAUUCAAUCCCAAGUUCAUCACUACAGUAGGAAUAGACUUUCGGGAAAAACGUGUGGUUUAUAAUACUCAAGGACCAAAUGGAUCUUCGGGGAAAGCGUUUAAGGUGCAUCUUCAGCUUUGGGACACGGCAGGACAAGAGCGGUUCCGGAGCCUUACCACCGCAUUUUUCAGAGACGCCAUGGGCUUCUUGUUAAUGUUUGACCUCACCAGUCAACAGAGCUUCUUAAAUGUCAGAAACUGGAUGAGCCAACUGCAAGCAAAUGCUUAUUGUGAAAAUCCAGAUAUAGUAUUAAUUGGCAACAAGGCUGACCUGCCAGACCAGAGGGAAGUCAAUGAACGGCAAGCCCGGGACCUGGCUGACAAAUACGGCAUACCAUAUUUUGAAACAAGUGCAGCAACUGGACAGAAUGUGGAGAAAGCUGUAGAGACCCUUCUAGACUUAAUCAUGAAGCGAAUGGAACAGUGUGUGGAGAAGACGCAAGUUCCCGACACUGUCAAUGGUGGAAAUUCUGGAAAGCUAGAUGGGGAGAAGCCAGCAGAGAAGAAAUGUGCCUGCUAGAUUCUCCAUAGUAACUGAUCAUCAACAACCCACCCAUAUUACUUUCAAAAACAAUGACAAACCACAAGAUUGUUGUUGAGUAGACCAUGCACAAUGGCAUGCCCUUCUUUUUCUGCCAGAAAAUCUAUUUUAAGAAACAAGAAUAGUCAACAGAGUUCAAAGAAUUGACCAGUUAUCCCUGAGGCCCUUCCAAACAAGAUCAAAGAUUUCCUAAAGUGAUUUCAUCAUUACGGACGCUCAAUUUGUUUUUCAUAUAAAGAAGAUGAGUGUGUAAGACA